Molecule: messenger RNA, 441 nt
Organism: Colletotrichum spaethianum
Lineage: Eukaryota; Fungi; Ascomycota; Sordariomycetes; Glomerellales; Glomerellaceae
Product: UPF0590 protein
Exons: 3
Coding region: 1-441 (146 amino acids)
Biological process (GO): vacuolar transport
Cellular component (GO): endosome
Source: RefSeq, a predicted model, not a curated record
AUGUCCUUCCCCAACAUCUACACCCAUCGCAAGGUUGCCGAGACUGCGGCUAAGGGCUGCGAUGUAUGCUAUCGCGCUACAAGCAGCGUCCUCGUCGCGUCGGAGAAGAAGGACUUCUUCUACGUGUGCCCCAGCCAUCUGAAGGACAAGAACUUCUGUUCCCCCAUAAUCGACAAAGAGGCUGUGGAAGCAAGAAAGAAGAAAGAGCUCGAAGACGAAGUGGAGCGCGUUAAGAAGGAGUACGAAGAGAAGCAGAAGAAGAAAAAGGAAAAGGAAGAAAAGGACAAGAACGCGGACAAGGGCAAGGACAAGGAGAAAGAUAAGGACGACAAGACAAACGACGACAAGAUAGAAGACAAUGCUAAACCCCAACAAAAGGUGUCUCCUGAGUCUUCGAUCAAGCGCGGCUGCCACUGCACCGAGGCCCAAAACUAUGACUGA